AUGGUUUUUGAAUCACUUGUAGUUGAUCUCAUCAACAGAUUUUUAGGGGACUAUGUGGAAAACUUAGACAGUUCGCAGCUGAAGUUAGGAAUUUGGGGAGGUGAUGCAGUUCUACAGAAUUUAGAUGUAAAAGAAAGUGCUCUGUCCCAAAUACGAAGUAUCAGUUUUCCAUCAGUCUUUGAAUGUCCUGUUGAGGAAUUUGCUGCCACUCCUGAUGGAAUUCUGCAUCCAACUCAGUUACAGUUUGCACAGGAGAGUCUCUACGACGUACGCGACGUCUCAGAAUAUACUGAAUUAAAGUUAGUGAAUGACUUAGAUUUACCUGUGAAGAUAAAAGCUGGACACAUAGGAAAAUUAACCUUAAAAAUUCCAUGGAAGAAUUUAUACACAGCCCCUGUAGUGGCUGAAAUAGAUGGAAUUUAUGCGUUGGCUGUUCCUAAUGCAUCCAUUAGAUAUAAUGAAGAAAAAGAACAGAAAGCAAAACAAGAUGCUAAACAAAAGAAGCUUAAACAAAUUGAAGAAGCUAAAAAACUGGAAGCUGAUAAAGAUAAAGCAAAAGAUCCCAAACAAGAUAGUUUUGCUGAAAAACUUGCCACACAGGUGAUAAAGAAUAUCCAGAUAAAGGUAUCAAAUAUACAUGUACGAUAUGAGGAUAAUCUCACUAAUCCUAAUCAUCCUUUUGCUAUUGGUGCCACCUUAAAAGAUUUACUCUUCCAGACUACUGAUGAAAACUGGACACCAACCGUUAUUAAAGAUGCUGUAACACAGAUUUAUAAACUAUUAAGAUUAGAUAUGUUGUCAGUAUAUUGGAAUAGUUCAGACAGAAUGUUUCAAGAUUUACCCAAGGAAGCCAUCUUGCCUGCAUUGAAAUCAAGUUUAAAUCCAGCAGAAAAUAAAAUACCUCUGCAAUAUAUAUUAAAACCUAUCUCAUCAGUAGCUCAUCUUAAACUCAAUACCAAACCAGAACUGAGUAAUUUCUCUAUACCUAAGAUAUUUUUAACACUAGUAUUUGACAAUGUAGCUAUAGCCCUAAAUAAAUUACAGUACAAUGAUGUUUUGGAGACUUUAGAAUCAUUAGAAAGAAUGGCAUUAUUAGGCAUAUAUAGAAAAUAUAAACCUGAUGUACCGUUUAAAGGACAUGUAAAAAAAUGGUGGCAUUAUGCCUAUGAGAGUAUAUUAGAAGAAACUGUAAGAAGAAGAAGAAAGAUGUGGUCCUGGAAAAAUAUCAUUAAACAUCGGAAGUUGAUGAAAUCUUAUCGAGAAGCUUACGUUCGAAAAUUAGAUACCAAAAAAGUAUCUUCUAGUGAUCAGAAAAUCUUAGAUGAGGGAGAAAAAUUGUUAGAUGUUUUUAGUAUAACUAUAAUGAGACAACAAGCUGAAGUAGAAGCAGCUAAAUUAGGUGCUAAACGCAAGGAAGAGAAAGGUGGUGGAUGGUUUGGUGGGUGGUUUGGUGGUGGAAAAAAAGGAAAAUCUGAAGUUGAGACAGCUGCUGAUGAAAUAAAAGAUAAGUUCUAUGAAAUGUAUACACCAGAAGAAAAGGCUAAACUAUAUGGAGCUAUUGGUUAUUCUGAAAAUGAAGCUGAUCCAACUUUUCCUAAAGAGUUUGUAGCAGUACAAUUAGUUACUAAAUUAAACAACCUUAGUGUCUCACUCAAUGAUACAACUAAAGAGAAACCAUUGAUAAUGAGAUUAUCAUUAAAAGAUGUUUUCACUUCUGUUGGACAGAGACCGGCUGCUAAUGCUGUUAAAUUAGAAGCUAAAAUAGAUAAUAUGACAGUGACUGGUACCAUGCAGAAUAAUAUACGUCCUAAAUUAGUUCUAUCUCAGACACAAGAUAAAGAUCAAAACUACUCUUUAUUAACUGUUAAUUUUGAAACUAAUCCAUUGGAUGGUGGAUGUGAUACAAGGAUUAGAGUUAACUCUAGACCAUUAGAGAUAGCUUAUGAUGCUAUAACAAUCAACCAAUUAGCUGAUUUUUUCAAGCCACCAGAAUCUGUAUAUCUGAAACAGUUGUCAACUGCUGCUAUGGCUAAAUUUGAUGAAAUAAAGGAACAAUCAACAGCUGGCUUACAACAUGCUAUAGAUCAAAGAAAAUAUACAGAAAUCAAUGUUAAUUUGAUGUCUUCAUAUGUUAUGAUACCACAUGGUGGAUUUAUGAAAUCGGGAGUAAAAUGUUUACUAUUAGAUCUUGGUAACCUGAAAGUUUCUACUCAAAAAAAUCAGUCAGUUGAUCUUAAGAAGGCUGAUAAUAUAGAAAAUCUAAUGAAGAAAGCAUAUGAUAAAUUUAACAUUACAUUGGAAAGAAUUCAGCUGUUGUAUAUUGAACCAGAUGAUAAUUGGCAGAAAGCCAGAGAUGCUGGUAUAUCACCUUUACAUCUAUUAGAUCCUAUGUCAAUUAUAAUAGAACUCCAUAAAUGUAUGUUUGAUAAAGAUCCUAAUAUGCCCAAAAUGAAAAUAUUUGGUGAAUUACCUAAUCUCAGUUUGAAUAUAUCUGAUUAUCGUUUACAACAAUUGAUAGCAUUAGUUGAUAGUAUACCAUUCCCUGAAUCACCACCUCAACCAGCUAUAGAGGAUGAUCUCUUCCAGGGACCCAAUACACUACCUAUGGUAACAUUAGAACCUUCUACAACAGUUAUUAAUAAAGUAACUGAACAAUCAGAUAAUAAAGUUAAGAAGCUUCAAAAAGGAACAUCACAAGAAUAUACAAAUUAUACUGAUUUAGAAUUGAAAUUUGAAAUAAAGGAGAUUGAAGUAAAGGUACAUGAAAAACUUGAAAAUAAAGACAUACCAUUAUUAAAAUUAAUAGUAAAAUCUGUUGGUACUGUAGUUAGUAUGAGAUCAUUUGAUAUGGUAGUGGAUGCUUAUUUAGGUGAUAUUUCGGUACAACAUCUUAAAUUUCAAGCAUUAAAAUCAGGACCUGUUAUUAACCUGGUUAAUACAAAUGUAGAUGGCAAGCAAUCCACUCAUUUAUUGAAAGUUCAAUAUUUAAAGGCUGAUAAGAAGGGACCUGAAUUUACUAGUACUUAUAAAAGUACUGAACAAGCUAUCUCUGUCAACUUUAUGGCAUUAGAAGUUUUAUUACAUCAGGCUGCUAUUCUCAAUUUGAUGGAAUUCGCUCAAAAACUUCAGCCACCACCCUCAGACAAUAAGAAACCUGCACUUGCUAUUGAGGAUAGCAAAAAAGAAGAGAAAAAUAAAGAAAAGAAAAAGGUGGAUGAAAAUAAGCCUAAACGCCAAAAAAAGAAGGUGAAUCCAGAUUUGAUAGAUAUUCAAGUCAAUGCUAAAUUAGAUCUAUUCAGUGUAGCUAUUUGUACGAAUGAUAAGGUUCUUACUGAUGUCAAAAUUAAAGGUAUUGAUGCUAGUGUUACUAUUCAGAAAGCCAAAACUAGUGUUGGAGCAGUCUUACAAGAUAUUACUAUAUUUGAUCCUAUGCCUAAAACACUCUAUCCUAAGAUAAUGUCUAUAGAAGGUGGAGAAGUAUUAAAGUUAGAGGUUGUAAUAUAUAAUGAUGGUACUGAAGGUAAACAUUAUGGUGAUAUGUCUUGUGUCGAUACACAACUAGAUGUUAAUAUUGGUUGUAUUAAACUUGUAUUCCUCAAUAGAUAUGUAGCAGAUUUACUGAGAUUUUUGGACAAUUUCCAAAUUGCUAAAGAGAGAGUGCAAGAAGCUGGAGAAGUAAUGGCAGAAUAUUCUAAAGAAGUAGCAGCUAGUUUACAAGAAAGAGCACCACGUGUUGGUAUGAAUAUUAAUAUGAAAGCACCAUUGAUUAUAGUACCACAGAAAUCAACGUCUAAUAACCUAUUGAUGAUGGAUCUAGGUAAUCUAGCUAUCAACAAUAAGUUUCAUUUAGCUGGUCAAGUAUCAACUAAUGGUGUACCUGCUGUAUUAGAUAAAAUGAAAAUAGUUCUGAAAGAGCUUAAAUUGUCAAGAGCUCAAGUAUUAAAUAAUGGACAGAUAAAAGCUGAGUGUUUAAUAUUAGAUCCAGUUUCCAUAACCAUUGAUAUUUGUCGUAAUUUAUCAGUGGCAUGGUACCAUGGUCAUCCUGAAGUUGAUAUUAGUGGCAUUUUAGAGACCAUUGAUGUAAAGCUUAGUCAAGGUGAUUUUGCCAUGAUAAUGAAGUUAGUAGAUGAAAAUCUUGGUGAAGGAACAGAUAUAAGUGAACAACAAGCCUUACCAGCCCCAUCUAAACCUACACCUAAAACAAACGAAAUACAACCUCAAACUUCUACUCUUGUCAGUGCUGAGCCUAAAAAAGAAGAGUCCCAAAAACCAGGAGACAAAGCUUAUUGUAAAAUGAAGUUUGAUUUCCAGUUGAAAAAUUUAUCAACUACAUUUUAUAAUGGAGAUAGUGAUAUGUCUCAUGGUAUUGUUAAGAGAAAAUCUGAUGACUUACUAGGAAAGUUUGCUCUACAAGGUAUGGCAUUGAAUGGUAGUAUGAUGUCUGAUACAUCUAUGGUAACUAAAAUUAAACUAACAGAUACUAUAUUAGAUGAUCUGAGAAUAGCUAAAAAGAAAGGAUUAACAAGAAUGAUAACAAGAAGUACUAGAGGUGGUAAUGACAAGAAACCUUGUAUUAAUAUGAUAGAUGUAGAUUUUACUCAAAAUUCUACACAAGAUAAAAAUAUAACUGUUGAUGUAUGUAGUUUAAAGAUUUGUGUAUGUGUAGAGUUUUUGAUGACAUUAGGAGAUUUCUUUAUGAAAGGAAUGGUUAAACCACCUCCCCCAUCUCGUGAUUUACCACCACCAGAUGUUAAAGAGAAACAACUAGUGAAGAAACAAGAGGCUAUAGAUGCACCGGUAGAAGGUGAAAUGAAUAUAGUAUUUACUAUGGAAAGACCAGAAAUAAUACUGAUAGAAGAUCAACUUAAUCCUGACACUACAUCUCUUAUAUUAGAUACUGAAAUUUUCUUUAAAAUGAGACAAACUCCAGAUGUUCAGACAAUGCAAGCUGCUAUUAAAGGAUUACAUAUAAAAUCAUGUUCUUAUAGUAAACGAGAACUACCUGGUAUUAAAAUUCUACCACCAUGUGAUAUCAACCUAGUUAGUAGUGCACCUCAUGGUAAAGAUCAUCAUAUGGAUGUAAAUAUAACUGAUAUUAUAUUAAAUAUAUCACCAGCUACUAUUAGAACAAUGGCUGCUGUAGCUAGUGGAUUCUCAGUUCAACCAAGUGAAAAUGAAAAGAGUAACCAAGAAGUUAUACCAGCUGAUUUGUGGGCAACAAAAAAGGUGACAGAAGACUCACAUUGGUUUACAAAACUACCACAAAAACCAGAAGAAUCUGAAGAUGACAGGAGUGGUACACCAUUGAAAGGAGAAGGUGAUAGAUGUGAACAGAUGAUUAUAUCACUAUCAUCAUUAGUAAUAAAAUUAGAAGGUGGUGUAGGUAAACGUACUGUACCACUAUUAAUAGUAGAAUCAUCAUUUCAAGGUGAAGUUAAAAACUGGAGCUCACAGCUGUAUGUAGACACAUCAUUAAGUUUGGAAGUGGCAUAUUAUAAUGAAUUAUUAGCUGUAUGGGAACCAUUAUUAGAACCUGUAGUUAAAGAUAGUAAAGUACAUCGCUGGGAUCUCAAUCUAAAUGUUGUUGCUGCUGAUGAUAGUAUUAUACCAGUAGAUCAAGAAGAAACUGAUGUUGAUAAUAUUGUUCUACCACCACCUAAAAUGACUAUCAAUGUUAAAUCAGUUGAUAAUCUCAAUAUAACUAUGACCAAAACAUGUUUAGAAGUACUUGGUAAACUAGGAAAGUCAUUUAAUGAUGCCUAUAAUCUAGUCAAACCUGGAGCACAGAAAGAUGAAAUUACAAGUCCUUAUGUAUUUAAAAAUCAGACUGGUUUAGAUUUAUUAUUGAAGUUAGACACAACCUUCCAGAGUCCUGAUAAUUCAUUGAGUGGCCGUGUAAAGUUAGCUAGCGGGGAGACAUUACCUACCUAUGAAAAACCAGGAUCAGUCAUGUCUAUGUCACCUAAAGCUUCCGUUAUUAAAGCUACACAACAAGGUGUAGAGAAAAAGAUCAUCUUCCAGGUAGAACAGUUUGGAGCUACAAGAGAAUUGGUCAUAAAGCGUGCUGAGAAGAGAUUAUUUCAGAUAAAUCAACGUUCACAUUCUGGUGAUAUGUGGUCUAUUGUAUGUUGUACUGAUACUAAUGUUGGUCAGAAAAUAGUCUCAUUACGGUCAAUUGUCCAGAUCUGUAAUAAUCUAACUAUGCCAGUAGAAAUAUUAUAUAAAGGUGAUACUAAAUUAGAGACUUGUGGAGUAGCCUACGAAGGAGAAAUAUUUAGUGUACCAUUAGCAGCUGUAUAUAGCCUUCAUGGUGAAUUAUAUUUUAAACCAUUAGAUGGAGAAUAUAUGGACUCAGAAAAUGGUUAUAAAUGGAAGAAUGCUGGUGAUAUGAAACAAAUUUGCUGUAAGAAUGCACCAGGACAACCAUCAUUCUAUUUUAAUGUAAAUCCUACAGUAGAAGAUAUAUAUUUUGAAGCUAGUAAUGAUAAAAGUUCUAAAUGUUACAUGUUAAAUUUACAUCCUACAGUUAUAUUACAUAAUUUACUACCAAUGUCUGUAAAAUAUCAAUUAGAGGGUUCAGCUGAUGAGACAACACUAGAAGAUGGUGUGAAUGUUCCAUUACAUCAUGCAUCAGUUAAUGAUAGUACCUUGGCAUUAACUUUACCAAAUUACCGUGGUCGAGAUUGGACUGGAAAUCGUGUUUUAAAACUAGAUGUACCAGAAUUAUCAGUGUGGACUAUUGAGGCUUACGAAGGCAGUACUAGAAUAACAAUGGAUCUUGGAUUACAUUGUAAGAUAAAUAAUGGUAGUUUUGAUGUGACAAUAUUUAGUCCAUAUUGGAUGAUCAAUAAAACAGGAAUGACCUUAUAUUAUCAGGGUUCAGAUUCUGAUGAAAGUAUAGAACAUCCUCCAAUAUUUGAUGGUUGUAUAUUAUUUGCCUAUAAACCAAAAUCACUGUUUAGUAAGAAAAAGAAAACUGAGAAAUCAGAUGAUAAAAAGACUAAAGUUAAAGAAAUGAAACAGAGUGGUAAAGCCCAGAUGAAGAUUGGUAAUGAUACAGAAUGGUCAGAUAAAUUCUCUCUAGAUACAGUGGGUAGUUCUGGAUCAGUUCAAUGUAAAAAUAAAUCAACUGGUAGACUGUAUGAAGUUGGUGUGAAUAUCUCUAUAACAAGUUCUGGUUUAAGUAAAAUAGUUACCUUCUCUCCAUUUUAUCUUCUACUCAAUACAGCUGAUUAUGUGAUACAGUGUGCUGAAGUACAAGAGAAAUCAACACAAGAUGUUACAUGGUCUGAUAUACCACCACAAGGGAGUAUACCAUUCUGGCCUGAACAAGAUGUUAAAGAAGUGAAAUUAAAGGCGAGAGUGUCUAAUACUGUAAUAAACACUACACCUUUCUUAGUUAAUAAAGCUCAUACAACAUUGAUGAAACUAGAAAAUGAGUUUGGUGGUAUACAAGUAGAAUGUAAUGUAUCAGAAUCAGCAAUGGUAACUAAAUUUAAAAGUUAUAAAUCAGGAUUUGCUACUGUCAAUAUUGUUAACUUUACAUCUAAAGGUGUUGUUCAUUAUAACCAAAGUGGACAUUCAUUAAUCCAUACAUUAAAUAGUGAAGAAUCAUGUUUAUAUACCUGGGAAGAUGCAUUAGGUAAAUUAGAGUUGAUAUGGAGUUGUGGUAAAGAGAAAGAUAUGAAGAAUGAGCUGACACAGGAUGGUAUAGGAGAAUUCUUCUUAGAUAGUGAUACCAAGAUAUACUGGGUGUCAUUUUUAGAUGGUAUGCAGAGAGUGUUAUUAUUUACUGAAGAUCUUGUCUUAGCAACACUAGCUCAACAGGCUGGUGAAUUAGAAAGAAUAGAUCAAGAAAUUAAUCUAUCUAUUGUUGGAAUGGGAUUCUCUCUAGUUAAUAACUAUACACAAACAGAAGUUGCCUUUAUGGGUAUCACAAGUUCUGGUAUUAUUUGGGAAGAGAAGAAGAAGAGAUAUAAAGGUUUAAAUUUAAAAACUACUACCAUAUUAGAAACAGCAUGGCAGAAAUAUAUAUCAGAAUUAGCUGUUGGUCAUAGUCCACCAAGUAGAUUACAAUUAGAAAAUAAAAUAGAGGUUGAUUUCUCUAAUAAAGAUAAAUUAAUGAUGUUAAAACCUAAUAAAAGGGAAAUUAAGAGGAGUUUUAUUGAUGGGAUCUGGUUACAGUAUAAAGUAUCAUCUCACCAAGUUCAAUUUCAUGCUAAAUUAAAUAGAUUACAGUUUGAUAAUCAACUUAAUCAAGCUAUAUUUCCUACAGUCUUAUCACCUUUACCUCCACCUAAAUCAGUAGCAGCUGAAAGUGUUCCUAAACCAUUUAUUGAAGUUAGUAUGAUGCAAAGGAAACAUGAAUAUACAACUGUUUCCCAAAUAAAAUAUGCCAAGGUGUUAAUUCAAGAAAUGGCAGUUCAUGUAGAUCAAGGAUUUUUAAAUGCUGUAUUAGAAUUAUUUGCUGCUGAUACACCAGUUUCUAGAGAACAGGAGUUUUACAUAUUCUGUUUGGUAUGUUUUUUGUCAGUAAAUCACUCAUUUGAAGAUCCAAGAGCAUUUCUAAGAAAGAUUCAUCUUAGUUUCUCAUUACAAAGUGGUAGUAGUGGAGAUGAUGGUAAACCAACAGAAAUCAAAUCUGAUGUUGUUAAUGUGUUCUUACAAAGUGUUGGUGUUGUUCUAACAGAUGUACAGGAUGUUGUCUUUAAAUUAGGAUAUUUUGAAAGAAAUCAUAAAUUUUACAAUCAGAGUCAGUUAACCAAUGAAAUGACAAGACAUUAUGCUGGUCAGGCUAUUAAACAGAUGUAUGUAUUAGUAUUAGGUUUAGAUGUAUUAGGUAAUCCAUUUGGUUUAUUACGAGGUUUAUCUGAAGGUGUAGGAGAUCUGUUUUAUGAACCAUAUCAGGGAUUAAUUCAAGGUCCCGAAGAAUUUGCUGAAGGAAUGGUAUUAGGUGUUCGUAGUUUAUUUGGUCAUGCUAUUGGUGGAGCAGCAGGAGCUGUAUCUAGAAUAACUGGUACAGUAGGUAAAGGCUUAGCAGCAUUGACUCUAGAUGAUGAUUACCAGAAAAAACGACGUCAACAACUUAACAAAAAACCUGCUUCAGCUAAAGAAGGCUUUGCUAGAGGUGGUAAAGGAUUGGUUAUGGGUUUUGUUGAUGGUGCAGCUGGUAUUGUAAAGAAACCAUUAGAAGGAGCUCAGAAAGAAGGUGUUGGUGGAUUCUUCAAAGGUGUUGGUAAGGGUUUAGUUGGUGUUGUAACUAGACCUACAAGUGGUGUUAUAGAUUUUGCUAGUAGUUCAUUAGAAGGAAUUAAAAGAAUAACUGAUAUGAGUGAUGAAGUUAGAAGGCUACGACCACCACGAAGAUUCCACAAUGAUCAAAUUAUACGUCCUUAUAAUCAUCAAGAGGCUGAAGGGUAUGCCAUAUUACAGGAAACAGAAAAAGGUAGAUUUGCUUCUAGUGAUGAAUAUUCAGCUCAUGUUGUAGUUAGUAAAGAUAAGAAAAUUGUAUUUUUAGUCACUGAUCUACGACUAUUAUUGGUAAAGAAAGGUGAAUUAUUUGGCGUCUGGGAUUGUGAAUGGUCGUUUGAAUGGAAAGAGUUAAAUGGAACUCCAAAGAAAACAUCAAAAGGAUUAGAAAUUAUAUUAAAGGAAAAGGAAAAGAAGUCAUUUUUUGGUAGUAGUUCAAGUAAAAAAGAAAUACCUGUAUCUGAUCAUAAAGUGUUAGAUUGGAUAGUAGUUCAUAUUGAAGAAGCUAUGGCUAGAGCUAAAUAA
Messenger RNA from Lottia gigantea (owl limpet), 9774 nucleotides. RefSeq lists its product as hypothetical. The transcript has 83 exons. Gene Ontology annotation, biological process: protein targeting to vacuole; protein retention in Golgi apparatus. Gene Ontology annotation, cellular component: extrinsic component of membrane. Bases 1 to 9774 code for a protein of 3257 amino acids. NCBI's taxonomy places the organism in Eukaryota, Metazoa, Mollusca, Gastropoda, Lottiidae. The record is from RefSeq and is a predicted model, not a curated record.